AGAGAGAGAGGCGAGGGUUGAGGGAGAGAGAGAGAGAGAGAGAGAGAGAGAGAGAGACACGCACUGAGUUACUCAGUAGAAGAGAUUUGUUCGCUUUGCUGCAGGAAGCCUCGCGCUUGUCCGGGGAAUUAUGAGGAACCUUUGGAUGAUAUUGACCCUCUGCUUGACGGUCUUUCUUUCCGGAGAAAGGACAUCGGUCACGGCUGCACAGACUUCGUCCUCCACAGAUGAUCUCUACCUGGAGGACCCAGGGUCUGGAGGAUACCCCGAAGAUGACGAUGACUUCAGCUCUGGAUCAGGCUCAGGUGCUGGUGAGGAAGAGGUGAAGAUGGCUACAAAAAGCACAUUAUUCAUAGCACCCAAAGCAAAGCCUACGCAGGACACCACCAAAGACUUCACACUCAGAGUGGAGACUUUCACAGCCCGGGAAUGGGACCACACAAGAGAAUUGCCUAGACACCCUGUCAGGACAGAGCCCCUGGUUCCUGUCACGGAGGAUAUGCGCAUAAAUCCAGUCGCCGGCACCACCAGCUCUCCUCGUUCCCCCCAUGAGCCCUACGAAGUGCACUCAGAAAACCUCUUCCAGAGGACAGAGGUUCUGGCAGCCGUCAUUGCUGGUGGAGUUAUUGGAUUUCUCUUUGCCAUCUUCCUCAUCCUUCUCUUGGUGUACCGCAUGAGGAAGAAGGAUGAAGGCAGCUAUGAUCUCGGUGAGAGGAAAUCCUCUGGAGCGGUGUAUCAAAAAGCUCCUACCAAGGAGUUUUAUGCAUAGACUCCCUUUUCCACAGCUGUCUUGUAAAGCUAAACUUCAUCACUGACGACAACGACUGUCCCAUAUCGCUGACGACGACAAACACGUUCAAGACAAGAUCCAAACUAAGACAGCAACCGAGGAACAUAAGUAACGUAAAGAAAGAUUUGCAUAGAGUAUCGUAAUUCAGACCUUUCUUUUUCUUUUUUAAUGAAAAAAAAAAAAACAAAAAACCAAGCAAUUAUGGUAAAUCUCAGUGUAUUUAAGCUUUUGUUGUGUAUUAUUCGAAAAGGCUGAAAAGUAAAAAAAAACAAAAACAAAACACACACAAUCUGUAAAGGUGAGGAAUUGUCAUCCAUCUUCUGUCAAAGGAGCUGUUUUUAGUCGCUGACUACUUUUUAACUGUAGCAGUAUGUAUUUGUAAAGAAAAAAACAACUUUAAAUCUAAGUGAAAACAAUUUGAAUAGAAUUGUUCUGUAUCAGUCCUGCUUUCUUUUUUUUCAGCAUUAUUUCGUCCUAGCAUGUCUAAUGUUGAUGUAAAAGAUGUAUUUCAUUAACUUAUCUUUUUCUCUGGUGUUUAAAAAUGCCUUUCUUUAUUUUUCACGGAGCUCUGGAUUAACAUUUAUCCUUCAGUGUAAAUCUUGUCCCUGGUUUUGGUUUUGUUUGUUUUCAUGUCCACCUGAAUAAUUUUCAACAUUUAUUUUUUAUUGGAGUAGCUCUAGCUUCGUCUGUAAUAUCGCUCGUGGUUCGGUCGGUAAUUGGACGUAAAGGUGAUAGGUGACAGGACAUGUGUACAGCAAAAUCUACCCACAUAUAGCUUUAUUAUUUAAUGCCAUUCGAUCCCAUUUGUUACGUGGACGUGCUUGUCAGAGUUUGACUCCACUUCAUUUUUCCUCCUUGUGCUAUCGCACGCUGGUUGGACGCUAAUGUCAGUUUAGUUUGUUCUGACUUCCACCUGUAAUGCCUGGAUCCACUAUAAAUUUGCCUUGGAAUCCUGUUCCGUGGGGAUCCAAAUGUUUUUGGCAUUGACAUCAGUCAUAUCACUGAGUUUAUCUUUGUGAUUAAAAGGAAGUGACAUACUGGCGUUUCAGAAAAUACGGUUUAAACACGGUGCGUUUAUACAUACGCUGACGUUCUUUGGCUUUGUGGUUGAAUGGUUGAGUCUGCAGCCCCAAUUAGUUUGUUCCUCUCUCUUGGGUGUGAUGCCUUUAGCUUCUUAACCCUCUCAGCUGUGCUUCAGACACAUGGGUAACUUUUUUCACAUGCAUUCACGCCAAAACAGUUCUGAUCCAAUCAGGUUCAUUUUGUUUAAGAAGCUAUACUUAGAAGUGGAGAACUGCUUCCGUUAAAGGCCCGGCGCUCAUCUAAUAUGAUAAUGAGUCUCGGAAGUUCCUUCUCAGUGGUCGCCCCCCACCGCCCGUCCCUCUGGAAGCCUGUAAGAAUUCGACAGGUCAUGAAGUCGUACUGAGAAGGAGAGCAGAAUGAAGAGGCCCCUGUUUCUGAACACAUCACACACUCUCACUGCAUACUGAACUCCACACAUUCAUGGGCUUUAACUUCCUCUUGCCAGCCCCGUAUAAUAACAACCUCUAUGGCUGAAUAAGCCACCUCAGCUGGACAUAAACACAGAAAGGUACUGCAAAAAAAAAGAAAAAAAAAAAAAAAAGAAAUAAAGGAUUCUUAUAUUGUGGUAUCAUAUUCCAUUGGCCACCUUUGAGUUUUCACAUUUUAUUUGUGACUUUUUCAUCUUUUUUUAUGCUUUCGACUUUUUAAAGACGAGUCCAAAUGCUUAUUCACAUAUUAAAAACUAUAUAGAAUAAAAAUAUAUAAAUGUAUAUUCACAAAAUGUUUUAAACCUUCAAAGUGCCUAUCAUUUGGAAAUGUGCUUGUGUGUGUCUCGGCUGAAGGCAGUGUGUACAUCAGAGUGGCCAGAGCAACUGGUAGCGUGUAAGCACAGCUGACUGUAAUGGUAACCUUUUUUAGUCUUACAAAAUGCAGACAGUAUUGUAAGUUGAAACAACACUACUGAAUAAACAUUGUGGCCUAA
Tachysurus vachellii is the source of this 2795-nucleotide messenger RNA. RefSeq names its product syndecan 2 (gene sdc2). Bases 131 to 769 code for a protein of 212 amino acids. The transcript has 5 exons. Lineage: Eukaryota; Metazoa; Chordata; Actinopteri; Siluriformes; Bagridae. Gene Ontology annotation, cellular component: membrane; cell surface. Gene Ontology annotation, biological process: cell migration. The record is from RefSeq and is a predicted model, not a curated record.